AUGAGUUACGCAGUAUUUGAGCCUUCAGGAGAGUAAGGGAAGCCAGACAUUAUAGAGACAGUUGGACAAGGCUGACAGACUCCCACUCCAAUCCCACUACAGAUACCAAGGUAGAUUGAAAUUUGGCAUCCAGAUUUUAGUCAUCAUCACGCAUCCAGUUAAUUUCAUUAGUCGGUUCAUCACUGGAGGUGGAACAGAUGAUCACUAAUGUUUGUUUCUGCAGAAGAGUUUGCUCCAUGCUUGUUGUUUCUUCAGGUAGUGUUUUUGUUACGCUCUUAGGCGUUUAUUACUGUGUGACUUUUUGAUUUCCCAACGGUGUGCUCCUCUGGAAUACCAUCACUCUGUCUUUGAACUCUGUCUCGAACUGCCUUCACCAAUGCUGACUGAAACGUAUGGAGCCAUGUCCAUGGGGUCAGAUGUUCGAGAUCUGACCCUCUUACCUCCAGCACCUCCCGUGCCAUCCUUACCAGGAGCAGGUGGUGGCUGUGGGAUGUCUGUUGGAAGUGGCCAGUGGACCCAACUGCUGGACCUCCACCCUGGCUCUCCCUACAGCUCCCUGCCCUCCCACCACUCCCUUAUCAAGCAGGAACCAGGUUGGGGCACCACUGACUCCAUAGAGGACCCUCACUGUGGACUCGGGGCCUUCACAGUGCACUUCUCAGGCCAGUUUACAGGGUCAGGACCCUGUCGGGUCGGGACCUUCGGAGAACCAACUUCAGGUCAACCCAGAGUGUUUCCCAGUGGAACCUACCUGCCUGGCUGUGUGGACAGUCCCCCUGCACCCAGGAACCAGGGCUAUGGAGCAGUGGGUUUGGACAGCAACCCCAGUUAUGGUCACACUCCGUCUCACCACACCCCUCAGCUCUCCAGCCUGUCCUUCAAACACGAGGACACACUGUCACCGCCAAACAACAUAGUUGACCAGUACACGGCUCCUCCUCCCAUGUUUGGUUGCCACAAUCCUUCAGAAUCCUGCCCGAGCAGCCAAGCUCUGCUGCUGAGAAACUACAACAGUGAUAACGUAUACCAAAUGGCGUCUCAGCUGGACUGUGUAACAUGGAAUCAGAUGAACACCCUGGCAUCUUCCAUGAAAAGUGGCCAUACAACCAGCUAUGACAGUGACCCCACAGUCCCACCUCCACCCAUGCUUGUCAGUGCCCAGUACCACAUACACACACAUGGUGUCUUCAGAGGACUACAGGAUGUCAGACGGGUACCUGGCAUUGCUCCUCCAGUUGUGAGGUCUUCAGAGGCCAGUGAGAAGCGUCCAUUUGUAUGUGCUUAUCCUGGCUGCAGCAAGAAAUACUUCAAACUGUCACAUCUGCAGAUGCAUGGCCGCAAACACACAGGAGAGAAGCCGUACCAGUGUGAUUUCACAGACUGUGGCCGCAGAUUCUCUCGCUCAGACCAGUUAAAGAGGCACCAGCGCAGACACACAGGAGUGAAGCCCUUUCAGUGCGAGACGUGUCAGAGAAAGUUUUCACGGUCAGAUCAUCUUAAGACGCACACGCGGACUCAUACAGGUAAAACAAGUGAGAAGCCCUUUACCUGCCGCUGGUCCAACUGUCAGAAGAAGUUUGCCCGCUCUGACGAGCUGGUGCGCCACCACAGCAUGCACCAGAGGAACCUGACCAAGCUGCAGCCUGCCAUCUGAACAGCGAGGAGAGGAGGACGAGGAGCAGGAGGACAAAGAGGAAGGUGACAAUAUGUUGUGCCAGCUAGAGGAGAAAGACGGCUGGAGCCUGGUCAGCGGUUUUGGUGCCUUGUCAGACUCGCUGAAGUGAUGAGCACAGCUGAUGGCUCACUCAAGCCAGACAGACGACGUCAGGAGAACAAACUCACAGAUGAUCCACUAGAUCUUCACAAUGAUGCACCUCGACCUAGCACUGGCUGACAUCAGAACUCAGACGUUGAGAGGGUACAAUACCACAAUAAUUCUGAGCCAAGAAGUUGUUUUUUUUUUUUGUGAGAUGGGAGGAAAAUGUUGAUACACAAUUUUGGAAAUUUUAGUACACUUGCACUGUCUUUUUCUUUUAAUGUUAAAAUUGUGUCACUUCAAAAAUGUGCUGGACCAUUUAAACUGGAUUUAGGAAAUGGACAAAUUGUUACUUUUUGUCCAUUUAACUGAGCACAGAGAAUUUUUUUCAUUGGGGAAUGUGAACAUCUUUAUAUUCUUACAGUAUACAGGACACUCACCAAAUUGCUUUGUAUAUAUUUGUAUUUGCUUACA
Molecule: messenger RNA, 2230 nt
Organism: Toxotes jaculatrix (banded archerfish)
Lineage: Eukaryota; Metazoa; Chordata; Actinopteri; Toxotidae
Gene: wt1b
Product: WT1 transcription factor b
Exons: 9
Coding region: 377-1654 (425 amino acids)
Biological process (GO): regulation of transcription by RNA polymerase II
Cellular component (GO): nucleus
Molecular function (GO): DNA-binding transcription factor activity, RNA polymerase II-specific; RNA polymerase II cis-regulatory region sequence-specific DNA binding
Source: RefSeq, a predicted model, not a curated record